Molecule: messenger RNA, 1032 nt
Organism: Coprinopsis cinerea okayama7#130
Lineage: Eukaryota; Fungi; Basidiomycota; Agaricomycetes; Agaricales; Psathyrellaceae
Product: mitochondrial protein
Exons: 8
Coding region: 1-1032 (343 amino acids)
Cellular component (GO): mitochondrion
Source: RefSeq, a predicted model, not a curated record
AUGCCCAACCUUCCGAAGCCUCUUCAUGUGUACAGCUACCCCACACCCAAUGGUCUCUCCGUCCCAAUCUACCUCAAUGAGUUGAAAAGGGUGUAUCCGAAUCUCGAUUACGAUUUCACCAAUAUCGACAGUGAAGAGGGCGUCAAGCAAGUUCCUUGGUUUGUCAAUGUAAACCCCAACGCAUCCAUUCCGGCCCUCGUCGACGUCAAGCGCGGCAACUUCGCCGUCUUCGAGACAUCUGCGAUUCUCCUCUACAUUGCCCAACACUACGACCCGGACUAUCACUUCUGGUUCAGUUCCUCCGAGGAUCCUGACGAUUAUAGCCAAAUGUUGCAAUGGUUAUUCUGGGCUGUAAGCGAUUUGUUCGUUUUCUUGUGGUCUAGCCCGUCAUAUACCAGCCCUCCCUUUAAUACCCAUGCAUUCUUCACCGCACUCGAAAGGACAUUCCCCGAAUCAACAGCUCGCAGUCUCAUGCGUGCGACCCGUGCCCUCCUUGUGGAUCGUAUUGGAAGAGUCAGAAGGGAAGGAUUGACACAGAAGGACCUCGAUAAUCAAGCUUACUUGUUCCGUGCAGCAUUGUCUGAGCUGCGUGCAGAGAUCACUAUGAUGACGAAGAAUGAUUCUGCUGCUAUUCGGUCUGCGACUGCUGCAUUGAGGAGGGAGGUCGAUAGACUGGAUGUGAAGAUGAAGGAAGAUAUUGCAAACCUGAAGCAUGAGAUCCAAAUGGAACUCGACACGAGGAAGAACGAGGCCAAGACGGAGCAGAAGCAGAUGAGCAUUGCCAUUGAGGAACUUUUGAACAAGUCGGUUGUGACUGUCAGUGACCUCCGAACCGACGUGGAGGAAGCUAAAUGGGAGAUUAUGAGGAUAGCAGUCUUGACAUUGGCCGGUUUCGUUCUGGCCAUUAUCGUCGGAAUGGAGAUCAAACCCCGACCACCCCCCACUCCUAACCAGCCUCCAUCUCCACCUCCUCGAAUAGAAUCCAGGGAUGCGCCGGUGGAAGGCUUUGAGAAAUCAGAUUAUCUGACAUAG